Molecule: messenger RNA, 606 nt
Organism: [Candida] anglica
Lineage: Eukaryota; Fungi; Ascomycota; Pichiomycetes; Serinales; Debaryomycetaceae
Source: the annotation of a GenBank genome assembly
AUGAUCUACUGCGCCGAAAAGAAUUUUGGGAUUUCCACAGUAUAUUCUCACUUCGAAGAACAACCACUCCGUAAGUCUUGUGACAACAUAUUGGAUGCUGUCCAGUUUGUUACUGACGAUCCUCGAGAAACAAAGCUAAUAUAUGUCGAUGGAUCUAGUUUUGAACCAAAUUUAAGCAUUAGCGGGUAUUCGGUCUACUAUGGUAAACACGAUUGGAGAAAUAAAAUAGUUCCUAUGUCAAGACUGAAGUUCAAUGACUACUACCACGAAGAUUGCAGCUAUAUUUCAAGUUUGGAUAUUCGGAACGGGCAAUAUGAUGAGAAGUACACUAUUCUUUCAGAUUCAGAACAUUCCAUUGAUGCUAUUGUUCAUCGUGCCCCAGAAUGGAGGGCAAACAAUUGGUACAAUAAUUCAUUUCACAAGGUUAAACACGUUGAUAUUAUUGAUCAAGCUAAUAGACUCUAUAGCUCACUUUGUAAUAGGUACAGGGCCAAUGGCUGGGGAGAGUUGAACAUAAUUCAUGUUCAUGCCCACGAUGGGAUUAAAGGGAAUGAAAUUGCAGAUGGAAUGGCAAAGACAGCUGCUUUACAAAUGUAUAGAAGAUGA